UAAUCCAUUUUAAUUGUAGGACAUACUACUGGGUGUAAUGUCGUGUUCUUACUUAACUAUUGAACCAUUCUCGUCAUUCCAGUUCAUUCCGGACGACAAAAUGGCUAAGCUUUUAGGAAUCUGUGUCCUUCUUUCCUUCCUCACAGGUGUGACUGCUGAAUCAUGUAUUGCAACACUAUACUACAGCUCCGGCUACGACUACUACAUCGAAUGUGACAAUGGAUGCUGUGGCUAUUAUUAUGCCCAGGAAUGCUGUGCUUCACCAGUUGGUACCAUUGUCGGAGCAGUCAUUGGCUGUAUUAUCUUCAUCGUCUGUAUCGUCGUCUUUAUCAUCGUCAUCAAGUCCUGUAACAAGAAAAGGACUGGUGUUAUUGUCGCAGGGCAAACUGGUGGACCCGGAAACGUCACGGUCGUUAACACUGCCAACCAACAGCAAAUGCAACAACAGCCGUACGGAGCCUAUCCCCAGCCGGCUUAUCCUCCUCCUCCACAGUAUGGGGGACAACCUCAACCAUAUCCACAGCCACAACCAGCAUAUGGAGGCCCACCUCAAACAUAUUGAGUUCAACCUCAAUCUUGUUGAAGUGAAGAAACGGCUGAAACUAAUAUUAAAUAAGUCCGUUUAAGCCCGAGUGAUUUUUGUCAAAAUAUUUUAGAUUUACAUAUUUUACAAUUUUUAUAAAUAACAAUUGUAGAUUAUAUCUAUUCUACCAAGUACUUUGUAAUGAAAAUGUGUUUUCGUAUUAACCCUAUAUCCACGCUCUUUAUCUAUGUAUUUAACAAGUUUCGCGUUUUUAUCCUUUUUGAUGUUGUGAGCUUGUUGCUUUUUUUUGCCUGCUACGUUUGAAAUUAAGAUACAUUUGGGAAAGAUGAUGCGUGCCUUAUUAUUUGUUUAUUUAUCAUUAAUUUACUAGAAAUGCUAUUUAUCAAAGAAGAAACAUCGUUCCCGCUUCCUGAGCUUGCCCUAUCACUCUGACCAAGUUGAGUGAAGUUUCUGAGUCUCCUAUAUUUGGGUAUGAAAAUCCCGCAAGUUACGCUUGCAGUUGCCAUUUGGUUUCUCGAUUCCACAGAGAAUUAACUGUGCUAUCACUCUUAAACUUACGAACACGUUUUCGAGUACAAUUCCUAACAAGUUAAGUGGAACAUUCUGACUGCAAACUUGGUUAAAUGUAUUCUUUUUUGUUAGCACAAUAUAUGUUACAUGUACAUCUGCGUUUAGCAUCACUCGACAAAAGAAACCCAUUCCUGCAGAGCUGGGGAGGAAGUUUUGAUUGUUGGACAUGCAUGGUUAACUCAUUCGCCUCUGAAAUUUCAUUUUGAACUAUUCCAUCCUUUGAAUUGGAAGAGUUCAAAUGUGUCUUCAGGGAUGAAUGAGGUAGUUUAAAAUAAUAUAUGAAUGCUCAUAUUUUAUCGUCCAAUAUUGUGUGGUUAUAACUAAUGAAAAGUGUCGUUAUAUCGCAGACAUGGUAGAGAUUAAGUUAUACAUACGUGGUAUUUAUCAAUACAGUGUUUUUUUUAUUUUUGCUUUUUUUUCAUGCAUCAACAAUUCAAUUUAUAUUUCACAUUUUGGUUAGAACUAAUAAACAAUAUUUUUAGAUAUGCUUGUGUUUGUUAAUGAUAUAACCCUGAACUGGUUCAACACUAUCACUCAAUAUACACUAAUCCUUCAAACUGCAAUUCAAUCACUGUUCUUACCCUCCCAGAUACGUUUUUAGCCACUUUUAUCAUGUAAACAUGGCAAUGCACCUAUAACGUUAUUGAAAACAUUGCAGCUAUGAUCACAGGACCUCGGCAUCUUUAUUUGCGACUAAAUCGUCCAAUAGUUAAACAUUAAGCGUUUUCUUCGAUAAAUAAAGGAUUUCAUGACCUUAAAGUCUAGAAAUCCUACCAUUAUCUAUUUAAGAAUAUUGUUGCGCCUUUUUCUUUUUAAAACACCUUUAAUAUUGCCGUUCGUUUAAAACUCCCUAUAAAGACACCAAAGUUAUCAAAAGAAUGUACACGUUUGUGUGAAUGCCUCAUUAAUAAGUUUUUUUUAAAUUUAACAGCUUUUAUUGACUAAAGAAACGUCGUUCCGAUUUAAAGAUCUUUUAAAGAUUUUGUCGGUCGUAUAAGGUAAACCUCCAUUUGUUAACGUAUUUGACGAUUCAAGUUCGCGUAUUAGCAAUGCACACGUGCUCAUUGUCCUAUAGUAUAGUUAUACACCAGUUUACAAGGACGAUUUUGAAACGGGUACAAAAAAAGAACAUAUUACAAACACUCUAUAUAGCAUUCACCUUUAGUUACAAACAAUGGUAGUUAGGUAGAGCAUAACAUGGCGUGUUUGGGUAAUCCAUCAUUACUCCUAGUUACCGAGUAAACACAUUGUGAAAUAACGACCUGUUGUGGAGACAUCCACUUUGCGUUACCUCAUUGUCCUAUCAUAGACACAGACACGUCAUUGUUACCAUAUAAUGGUUGUGACACGGGCUGGGAGGGGGGAGGGGGUGAAAGGGAGGAGGAGAAACAGAAACUAUAAAUAUAACAAUGAUACCGGGUGUCAGUACAUCGAUAUCGUCAACUUUGGAAUGCUGUCUGAUUUAAAUUAAUGUUAUCUAUUAAUAUACUAAACUGGCCCCCGUCUUUAGAAUAUUAAAUUAUAAAGUAAAAAAAAAACCACUUUGAUAACGCUGAUCACUAUGAUGUCUUAUUUUAGAGUUCUAAAAAUGGGAUAGAUAAGCAAGUAGUAACAUGCAGCUAGGAACACUCAUAAAUAUUUUGGCUAUUAGUCCGUCUACUAAUAUACAGACUGUUUCAUAUUCUACAGUCUGUCGUGUAAGUCUUACCUCCUUUAUAUCUGUGUAGGAUGGCGUGCAUAGGCUUUGCCGUUAGCCAUAUUACUUCUUUACCAACAAUUUUAACAAUACUGAUUUAACAUAUAAUGGUUGUGACACGGGCUGGGAGGGGGAGGGGUGAAAGGGAGGAGGAGAAACAGAAACUAUAAAUAAAACGAUGAUACCGGGUGUCAUUACAUCGAUAUCGUAAACUUUGGAAUGCUGUCUGAUUUAUAUUAUUUUUAUCUAUGAAUAAUCAAGAAAAAAUAAAAAUAAACUCUGAUAAUUUUGAUCACUAUGAUGUCUGAUUCUAGAGUUCUAAAUUAGGGGGAGGAAAACUAGUAGUAAAAUGCAGCUUGGAAUUACUCAAUAAAACGUUUGGGCUGGUAGCCUCUCUACUCAUAUAAAGUUUAUAUUCCACAGUCUGUCCUGUAAGACUUACCUCCCUUUAUAUCUGUGUUGGAGGGGGCGUGCAUAGACUUUGCUUAUUGUUAUAUUACUUCUUUACCAACAAUUUUAACAAUAAUGAUUUCUGAUGAAUAUCAAAUGACUUUGUUAAAAUAAACACAUAUUUCACUAGGUUCCUUGCUGUUUUAACACAUUACU
Molecule: messenger RNA, 3416 nt
Organism: Mizuhopecten yessoensis (Yesso scallop)
Lineage: Eukaryota; Metazoa; Mollusca; Bivalvia; Pectinida; Pectinidae
Exons: 4
Coding region: 38-562 (174 amino acids)
Source: RefSeq, a predicted model, not a curated record